CGUCCUCAUCCCCGCGCGCGCGUUUCCUCAGGGCCCACGGCUUCCCCCUCGGCACCCGGUGCGGAGCCCGGGCGGGGCGGGGGGAGUGGCCUGCGCACGGGCGGAUCGGCCCCUGGGAGGAGGCGGGGCAGCCGGAGUCAGUUGGCGGCCGGAGGCGGCGGCUGGUCGGUGCGGCGGCCUCGCCAUGGUUUUCCUUAAACUCCGCGAGCAGCCACCGCUGGUUCAAGCUAUAUUUAAUGGGGACCCUGAUGAAGUUCGAGCAUUAAUAUUUAAGAAAGAAGAUGUUAACUUUCAGGAUAAUGAAAAGAGGACCCCUUUACAUGCUGCUGCCUAUCUGGGAGAUGCAGAAAUUAUUGAACUACUUAUUUUAUCUGGAGCUAGAGUUAAUGCCAAAGACAGCAAGUGGUUGACUCCCUUACACAGAGCUGUUGCAUCAUGUAGUGAGGAUGCUGUUCAAGUGUUGUUAAAGCAUUCAGCAGAUGUCAAUGCCCGUGACAAAAACUGGCAGACACCCCUACAUAUAGCAGCUGCAAAUAAAGCUGUUAAAUGUGCUGAAGCUUUGGUGCCUCUUCUAAGUAAUGUAAAUGUGUCAGAUCGAGCAGGUAGAACAGCAUUACAUCAUGCAGCCUUCAGUGGACAUGUUGAGAUGGUGAGUUUGUUAUUGUCUAGAGGUGCCAAUAUUAAUGCAUUUGACAAGAAAGACAGACGAGCUAUACAUUGGGGAGCAUAUAUGGGUCACAUUGAAGUUGUGAAAUUACUUGUGACCCAUGGAGCUGAAGUGACAUGCAAAGACAAGAAAUCAUAUACACCCCUACAUGCUGCAGCAUCUAGUGGAAUGAUCAGCGUAGUCAAAUAUCUUCUAGAUCUUGGAGUUGAUAUGAAUGAACCAAAUGCCUACGGAAAUACACCUCUUCAUGUAGCUUGCUACAAUGGACAAGAUGUUGUAGUAAAUGAACUUAUAGACUGUGGUGCUAAUGUAAAUCAGAUGAAUGAGAAAGGUUUUACACCUUUGCACUUUGCUGCUGCAUCAACACAUGGAGCAUUGUGUUUAGAACUUUUGGUCUGUAAUGGAGCAGAUGUAAAUAUGAAGAGUAAAGAUGGGAAAACACCAUUGCAUAUGACAGCAAUCCAUGGUAGAUUUUCAAGAUCACAAACCAUCAUCCAGAAUGGAGCUGAAAUAGACUGUGAAGAUAGAAAUGGAAAUACUCCUUUGCACAUCGCAGCUAGAUAUGGUCAUGAGCUACUAAUCAACACUCUAAUUACAAGUGGUGCUGACACUGCAAAGAGAGGUGUACAUGGGAUGUUUCCUCUCCAUUUGGCAGCAUUAAGUGGAUUUUCAGACUGUUGCAGAAAGCUCCUUUCAUCAGGCUUUGACAUAGACACCCCAGAUGAUUUUGGCAGGACCUGCCUUCAUGCAGCUGCAGCUGGAGGGAAUUUGGAGUGCCUAAACCUUCUGCUCAACACUGGUGCAGACUUCAACAAAAAGGACAAAUUUGGGAGAACGCCACUUCAUUAUGCUGCUGCCAAUUGUAAUUACCAGUGCCUGUUUGCCCUUGUGGGAUCUGGAGCUAGUGUGAAUGACCUUGACGAGAGGGGUUGUACACCAUUGCACUAUGCAGCUGCAUCAGACACAGAUGGCAAGUGCCUGGAAUAUUUACUAAGAAAUGAUGCAAAUCCAGGGAUCCGAGACAAACAAGGAUACAAUGCAGUUCAUUAUUCUGCUGCUUAUGGUCAUCGCUUGUGUCUUGAACUGAUUGCAAGUGAAACUCCCCUAGAUGUUCUAAUGGAAACAUCAGGUACUGACAUGCUGAAUGAUUCCGACAACAGAGCACCAAUUAGUCCAUUGCACUUAGCUGCCUAUCAUGGUCACCAUCAAGCUCUGGAAGUACUGGUGCAGUCUUUGUUGGACCUUGAUGUGAGGAACAAUAAUGGAAGGACACCAUUGGAUCUUGCAGCUUUUAAGGGACAUGUGGAGUGUGUGGAUGUACUUAUUAAUCAGGGAGCAUCAAUCUUAGUGAAAGACUAUGUUGUAAAGAGAACUCCAAUACAUGCUGCAGCUACUAAUGGUCAUUCAGAAUGCUUGCGAUUGUUGAUAGGCAAUGCAGAACCACAAAAUGCAGUGGACAUUCAAGAUGGAAAUGGACAGACUCCUCUGAUGCUGUCUGUUCUCAAUGGGCACACAGACUGCGUUUAUUCAUUGCUUAACAAAGGAGCAAACGUAGAUGCCAAAGAUAAAUGGGGAAGAACUGCAUUACAUAGAGGGGCAGUUACUGGGCAUGAGGAGUGUGUGGAAGCAUUGCUUCAACAUGGUGCUAAGUCCUUGCUACGAGACUGCCGAGGGCGAACACCUAUACACUUAUCAGCUGCAUGUGGACAUAUUGGUGUUCUAGGAGCUCUCUUGCAGUCAGCAACAUCUGUGGAUUCGGUACCGGCCAUAGCAGACAAUCAUGGGUAUACAUCACUGCACUGGGCUUGUUAUAAUGGUCAUGACAGCUGUGUAGAGCUUCUUUUGGAACAGGAAGUUUUCCAGAAAAUGGAAGGAAAUUCUUUCAGCCCAUUGCAUUGUGCUGUCAUAAAUGACAAUGAAGGUGCUGCUGAAAUGUUAAUUGAUACGUUGGGUGCUGGCAUUGUAAAUUCAACAGAUGCAAAAGGAAGAACCCCCCUUCAUGCAGCAGCUUUUACAGAUCAUGUGGAGUGUUUACAGCUUCUACUCAGUCAUAAUGCUCAAGUAAAUGCUGUAGAUUCUUCUGGAAAGACUCCUCUAAUGAUGGCUGCAGAAAAUGGGCAAACUAACACCGUUGAGGUGCUGGUUAGCAGUGCUAAGGCUGAUCUGACCUUGCAAGAUAGCAGUAAAAACACAGCACUCCAUUUGGCUUGCAGCAAGGGUCAUGAAACUAGUGCCUUGUUAAUACUGGAGAAAAUUACGGAUAGAAACCUCAUCAAUGCCACCAAUGCAGCCUUGCAAACACCUCUGCAUGUUGCUGCUCGAAAUGGAUUAACAGUUGUAGUUCAAGAACUUUUAGGCAAGGGAGCAAGUGUACUUGCUGUAGAUGAAAAUGGUUACACACCAGCUUUGGCCUGUGCUCCCAAUAAGGAUGUGGCUGAUUGUCUAGCUCUCAUUUUGGCCACGAUGAUGCCUGUUACAUCAAGCAGCACUUUACCUUCCCUUACAUUCAAUGCCAUUAAUCAUUACACCAACACCUCAAAAACUGUCACGUUUGACUCCUUGCCAAUCAUGAGGAGUGAACAUAGCUCUUAUUGUAGCUUCAACAACAUUGGCAGGGAAGAUGGCUACCCAUAUACAGAAGAGGAUGAGCUUAAUGACUCAGAUUCUGAGACCUAUUAA
Messenger RNA from Mauremys reevesii (Reeves's turtle), 3346 nucleotides. RefSeq names its product ankyrin repeat domain 28 (gene ANKRD28). Gene Ontology annotation, molecular function: protein binding. The transcript is spliced from 28 exons. Gene Ontology annotation, cellular component: cytoplasm; nucleus. Lineage: Eukaryota; Metazoa; Chordata; Testudines; Geoemydidae. The record is from RefSeq and is a predicted model, not a curated record. The coding region runs from base 185 to 3346 and encodes 1053 amino acids.